This is a messenger RNA of Boeremia exigua, 888 nucleotides long. RefSeq names its product cyclin-like protein. Bases 1 to 888 code for a protein of 295 amino acids. The record is from RefSeq and is a predicted model, not a curated record. The transcript has 3 exons. Gene Ontology annotation, biological process: positive regulation of transcription by RNA polymerase II. NCBI's taxonomy places the organism in Eukaryota, Fungi, Ascomycota, Dothideomycetes, Pleosporales, Didymellaceae. Gene Ontology annotation, molecular function: cyclin-dependent protein serine/threonine kinase regulator activity. Gene Ontology annotation, cellular component: nucleus; mediator complex.
AUGGCAUCCAAUUACUGGGAGUCGACCCAGCGGCGGUUCUGGACCUUCACCAAGCAGCAGCUGGCACUGGAGCGAAAGAAGAUGGAAGAGGCGGAACGCAACUUGGUCAACCUGUACCCGCUGCCAGACAGACGCCAUCUGAGCAUCUACUUCUACCAUCAACUGUCGAAGAUGGCCAGGCCGCUCGGCAUCCGACAGCAGGCCCUGGCAUCAGCUCAGGUCUACGUGCGGCGCUUCUACGCCAAAGUCGAAAUCCGGAGGACAAAUCCAGCACUAGUCCUCGCGACUGCUCUUUACUUGGCGUGCAAAAUGGAAGAGUGUCCACAGCAUAUCAGAAUGGUGCUGGCCGAGGCGCGACACUGCUGGGACACAUCUUUCAACGACAUCUCUAAGAUCGGCGAAUGCGAGUUCAGCCUGAUAUCAGAGAUGAACUCACAGCUCAUCCUACACCACCCCUACCGCAGCCUCAACGAGCUGCAGACGCAGUUCCAACUCACACAGGAAGAAAAUGCGCUUGCCUGGUCCAUCAUUAAUGACCACUAUCUCACCGACCUACCUUUGCUGCACGCACCACACGUCAUCGCCAUCACGGCCAUGUUCCUCGCUGUGGUGCUGAAGCCGACACAGGGCGGGCUGCAGAUGAGCGCUGCAGGCACGGCGAACGCACUCCAAGCAUUGGGAAACGCAAGGGGUAUCGGGGGAGCGGGUGCCCAGAGCAGGGUGCAGAAGCUAGUGGACUGGCUGGCAGAGAGCAACGUGGAUAUCGAGGCUGUUGUGGAAACGACACAGGAGCUGAUCAGUCUGUACGAGGUCUGGGAGAGCUACACAGAUAAGACGUGUAAGGAUCAGAUUGCCAAGUUCGUCAAGGCAAGAGGGCUGGACAAGUGA